Jaculus jaculus (lesser Egyptian jerboa) is the source of this 624-nucleotide messenger RNA. It is a transcript of the gene Naa11, whose product is annotated as N-alpha-acetyltransferase 11, NatA catalytic subunit. NCBI's taxonomy places the organism in Eukaryota, Metazoa, Chordata, Mammalia, Rodentia, Dipodidae. Gene Ontology annotation, cellular component: NatA complex. Gene Ontology annotation, molecular function: protein-N-terminal-glutamate acetyltransferase activity; protein N-terminal-serine acetyltransferase activity. The record is from RefSeq and is a predicted model, not a curated record. Gene Ontology annotation, biological process: N-terminal peptidyl-glutamic acid acetylation.
AUGAACGUCCACAGUAUCUGGCCAGGCGACCUAAUGGGCACGCAGCAUUGCCACCUACUCUGCCUGCACAAGAUGAAGUUCUGCUUCUAUCAUGGGCUCUCCUGCACCCUCUCCUACAUCGCUGAGGACAAAGACAGGAGCUUCGAGGGCUUCGUGAUGGCCAAGGUGGAGGAGGAUCCUGAUGAUAUCCCUCAAGGGCACCUCACUUCCCUGGCGGCGCUCAUGAACCAGGCCUCGAGGGCCAUGAUUGAAAACUUCAGCGCCAAGUCCAUGUGUCUGCACGUCAGGAACAGCAACAGGGCAGCUUUACUCCUGUGUUCCAACACCUUCAACUUCCAGGUUCACGAGGUGGAGCCCAAACACUACGCAGAGGGGGAAGAUACCUAUGGCAUGAAGCGGGAUCUCUCCCAGAUGGCAGAGGAGCUGAGACAGCAGCUGAUGCUGAAGAAAGGCGGAUAUGUGCUUCCAGGCUCCCUGCAGAGGGAGAGUGGGAAGACUCAGGACAGCACCCUUCCGGGCUCCAAAGAGUCUGCUCAGCAACAGAACCUGGAAGGCAAGGCUAGUGACAGCAAAGGCAGCAGUGAAAUUGAGGACGGUGCAGAAGACUUAGAUUUUGUGUUCUAA